GGGUUGCCGGGUUGCACCGAGCCGCCAUUUUGUGAAGGAGGAGGAGGAAGCUUGAAACCUGGCAGCCGCCGCUGCUGCCGCCGCCUCCUCCUCCUCUAGUCUCUCGGGCGGCAAGAUGCUGCGGCUCCGCUGCAAGGCCCGGAGCGGCACCUACCCUCUGCCGGGUCUGACGGCUCAUUCCCGCCUGCGGGAGCUGCAGGCGGCCAUCGCCGCCCUCGCCGGGGUCCCCGUCCAAGCCCAGCGCCUGCUCCUCGGCUUCCCCCCGCACGUCAUCGACCUCGGCGACGGGGAGCAGCGCCUCGGAGAGCUGGGCAUCCACUCGGGUGACACACUAAUAGUUGAAGAAGACACAACCAAGGUCAAAACCGAGUCAGCUAUAGUUACAAAACGGACUGCUUCUAAUUCAUUCAGGGAAGCUAUCCCUGUGCUUGCCCGGAAGGUUGUUCCAGCAGAUAAUUCAUGUCUCUUUACCAGCAUAUACUAUGUGGUAGAAGGUGGGGUUUAUGAUCCAGGAUGUGCCCCAGAGAUGAGAAAUCUUAUAGCCCAGAUUGUAGCAAGUGAUCCGGAAUCCUAUAGUGAGGCGGUACUAGGGAAAACUAAUCAGGAAUACUGUGAAUGGAUCAGAAGAGAAGAUACAUGGGGAGGUGCAAUUGAGGUUUCCAUCUUGUCUAAAUUCUAUCAAUGUGAAAUUUGUGUAGUGGACACUCAGACAGUCAGAAUUGAUCGUUUUGGGGAAGAUGCAGGCUAUACUAAACGGGUGCUUUUAAUUUAUGAUGGUAUUCAUUAUGAUCCACUUGAGCGUAAAAUUCCCAAUUCAGACAUUCCUCCCCAAACAAUCUUUUCAGCGUCCGAUGACGUUGUCCUUGCACAGGCCUUGGAGUUAGCAGAUGAAGCCAGAAGAAAGAGACAGUUUACUGAUGUAAACCGAUUUACACUGAGAUGUAUGGUAUGUCAGAAAGGAUUAACAGGGCAAGUGGAAGCCAGAGAACAUGCCAAGGAAACGGGACACACCAACUUUGGAGAAGUGUGAAUUUUCUGUGAGGUUGGCCAUCUCCACUACCUCACUGAUCCAGAGAAAACCUCCAAGUUCUUAAAUAAGCUGUAUGUAAUCAUAAGAAAUCCAUUCAGGAUCUGAAACCUUCAACUUAAGUAUGAGUGAUAUGCACAGGUUUGCUGUGAUUAGUCUCAGAAGUCUACAAGUCUGUAUGCAGUGGUGGUAUAUUUUCCAACUAGUUUGGAAUGUAAUUUUGCAUGUCUUAAGUACUAGGACAUCUAUUGGUGCAAAUGGCUGCAUUGACAGUUGCAAGAAACUAAGAAGCUAAUGCAGGAAUUCCUCUGAAACUCUACUGUAGCUAGAUAAAUUUGCAUAUAAGCUUUUAGGCGGAAUAAAAACUGCAGCUCAUUUAUUGAGUUAAAUUGGCCUCCUUUGAAAUUUGGCAAGAUUACUUAUCUCAGUCUUAUUUAUUAAAAUAUAUGUAUACUUGCAUAACUAAAUGCAGAUCAGCCACAUGGUUGCCUCUUUAAUAUAGAUAUCCCAAAGCACAUCACUGAAUAACAGUACCAUGUGUGUAAAAAGUUAGGGAGCUAUGAAAGCCCUUAGCUUGACGUUCUUGUCCAAAGCUUUCUUAGAAAGGGAAUAGUUAUCAAUAAUGACACACACUCUCUAUAUUAGUCCACAUUAAUUACAUUUUAAACAGUUGUCAAUUGUUUGGAUGCUUAUGUACAUUUAUGAUUUACCAUUCAAAAUUACUGAAGUGGUAUCAGGUCCCAGUAGUACAAAGGUUUUUUAAUGUUUAAGUAGCCCACAUGUAUAUUGAAGGUGCAAGAUUUGGGGGUUUGUAUUCUGACUCUCAAAUUGCCAUUUGCACUUAAUAUGAAAAUUGACUGGGCAUAGUUAGAUUCCAUGAAAGCAUACCAGCAUUUAAGAAUAGUAGUGUCACUGAUGAUUGCUGGUUUUCUCUGACUGAAAUGAGUGUUUUUCCAACAAAAUAAUCCUCAGGCUUACACCGUUUUGUGAUCAGGAGUGUGGAGCCUGAUUUUACAAUUUUUUAAAAUGCCAAUUGAAAUUGGUGCUUUUAGGUACAACUAGAAGUUCUUGACUUAGAUCCCGCAUAACGCUUAGCUGACUUGAUCACAGGUUGCUAUUAGGAGCUUGGCCAUUGGAGAUCCUGCAGUGUGCUUAAUCCCCACUUCACAAAGUUAGACUAGCAUAGCCUUCAGUUUCUGAAACCUAUAACUGGGUAACUUCUCACUGGUGUAUAUAAGCUAUUUUUCUACACAGACUCUUUUGGAAUAGUGUUUUCAGCUGCAUUAUACCAGGUGUUGGGAUAUGGCAGCCUUAAUAAUCACUUGAAUCCUCUCACUUAAAUUAAGUAGUUUUGUUUAUACGCAGUUUUCUUUUUGUAUAGAAAAACUGUACUAAAUUUGGGGGCACUGGUAAAUUUAUCCCUAUGUCUAAUUUAAAUUAAAAUAAGUUAGAACUAAUUUUAAAAAUGCAGGGAUACAGAAUUUGAGAGGAAGUGCUUCUAUUAAGUGUUUUAAAACAACUUCUAUGAGUGUUGAUAAAUUAGAAAUAAUACUACAAAUUAUGAUUAAAGAAUUAGGCAAAAACAUUGAGAUAGGGGUGUCUGUGGCCACCACUGAUGCCAUAAAGCAUUAGGAAAUGGAUUCUAUUGACAUUUCUAUAACACAGCUCAGUUGGGAUGCUAGAUUAUGUGAGAAAUCCCAUUUUCCUUUCAGGGAUGUUUGUAAAAAAAUGAUAAAAUCAGUGUAAAUAACAGGGACUUCCAAGCAAAGUCAGUUUGUUGAGCCAACACAGGUUGAUACUGUGUAAAGGAUCCUCAUUAUGGCCACUUCUAGAUUAGAAUGUUGUAAUUCCUUGAAAGAGACAAUAACUUGGAACCAGAGUACAGUACUUAAUAUUUGAUAGUAGUGUGUUAGAAUGAGAUUGACCCUCUUAUGCACUGACCUGCUACGAUUAAGAUACUGAAGUAGCUAUAUCUGUGCAUUCUCUUGUUCGUUCUUGGAAUGUACAUGUCUUCAGAGUCUGGAUGCUAGAUUCGUUAAAGGCUUAUAACAUUGUGUCAACUACAUUUUAAGGUAUUAUUUGUUUCUUGCUUAUGAUUUUUGCACCACUUUGUUCCAUUUCUGAUUAGUUUCAGAUGUGAUGUGGUGAAAUGAAGUACUUUAAAAAACAUGAAGCUCUUUUUUGUCAGAGAGAAUCACAAGUAACCAUAGCCCCUCAGAUGACUGGUUCAAAUAGAUCAGCUGUGGUCUGGCUACAGUUAAUUGUAAUUCCUGUUUAUAACAGUGGGGAUAUCUAAUCACAAUUAUAUUGAGUCCCGUGGAUUUCAGUAGGAUGCAAGGUGCUCUCUAGUACAUUUCUACUGAGAAGUAAGGCCUAUUUAGUCACAGGAAACCGCUUAGAAUUGCAGUCUAAGUUACAGUGAACUCUUUAAGUGAAUGUAUCAUUUUGACUAUUCCUGUGAUACUUUCCCAAAAGCCUUAAUUCAGAGUGGGAAUUGUAUGGCCCUCCAGAUGCUGUUGAACUGCACCUCCCAGCAUUUCCCACCAUUGGCUGUGCUGGCUAGAGUUCUGGUAGUUGCAGUUCAACAAUAUCUGGAAGGCUGCACAGUUCCCAUAUCUUGACUGCACAAACUAAAUGGCCUCGUGCUUCAGGAAGAUUGCCUAGUCCAUGCUCUACCUAGCCAAAAGGGACAAAGGGUGAAAUCCAAAUUAUAUUCCAGGCUUUGGCUUGAUUGUGUCUUAAACAAUAAAAAUAAGACCCAAUUCCCUCUCAAUGAUUUUAUGAGUAAUAAUAGUAAUAAUAUGAGUUCUUUUUAAAAGUGAACUAAAUAAGCAGCAGCCCUAUAUACAUUUACAUGGGAACGAAUCCUUUUGAAUGCAGUAAGAUUACUUCUGUGCAUAAGACUGCUGUGUUGAACUACUUAAUUGUAAGACACUUCAUUUGCAUUAAGCAUCUCCCAGUAGGUUUUUGCAAAUCUGUAUAUAUACUUCUAAGGAAAAAUAGAUUUUUAAAAAAAUGAUGGCACACUUCAUGCAAAAUACUUGAGUUGGUGAACUGGAGGACUUGUUCAAAUCACUGUUCAAAUGCCAUGUAUUUAAUUCACAUGGAAGAGUUCAGUAGGACCUCCAAAUGAAUAUGAUGGAGAUAAAAUGUUGAUUUUUGAUACAAAAUGCACUCAAGUAUUGACUGAAAUGAUUUUCUCUGAAAUUCUUGAAGUUUUUGAUCAUGUUACAUUUCCAUAUUUGGCUCAGAUUAUGGGCACACUAUCAUUGCAAACUUUCAUUGCCUAUUUGAAAGAAAAAGGUCAAAUCUUGCAAAUGUACUGUCAUACUGCCUAUAUGUAUGCUACUUGGACAGAGGUGCUAUAGAAAGCCUAUUUAUUUUGUAAGUUUUCUAUUAAAUAUGUUUUGUUUUGAAAGGUAUCAUACGUAUAUUUUGCAUUUUUGCUAUGGGAUUUUUUUAUGUUACACUUGAGAUGUACUGGGUAAACUAAUAUGUUCUUAACAUUCUGCAUCUGUUUUAAAAAGUGAUAAAGAAUACCAAACUGUUGCUUUUUUCACUCAGCUUUACUGACAGUAUUAUGUACAGGCACUAGUUUUUAAUUCUAAUUCAGAAGAAAUGUAUUCACAUGUAACACUGAUUUGUUGAAAUUGUAGUUGGAGUGGUGUUACAUUCAUACAAAAGUGGCCAUCAAAUGCAUCUCAGUACAUAUGACAAGCAAAAUAAUGUGUAGAAUCUUUAUUGUUGAAACAUGUUAUAUCUAAUUAAGCACUCUGUUUUGUCCAACUGACCAUUGCUAGAACUUAAAAGGCCAUAACCUGGGCAAUAAGAUAGUAAUCCUCUCCUGUUUAUCUCAAACAUGUCUGUCAAAUGGAGGUUCCAUUUAGUUUUCAUGCUUAAUAGCCUUAAAUAAACCUAUUCUCUAAGAUAGUAGUCUUUACCAUAAUUUGUGGGAGUGAUUCUGAAUCCUGUUGGUAUUUAUAUACACAUAAUUGGGUUGCAUGCACGUGUAUUUUUAUUUCGGACAGGGUGUGAGGGACCAUUCUGUAUCCCAUUGCACCCUGUUCAGCCACUCUUGUAGAUGGAGGGGCAUUGCUGUUGCUGUUCAGAUGACAAGUAGCUGUUUUAGGCUUCAAGGGGAAGAUAAAACGGUAUGCUUGUCUGGGAGAACACCAUUGUUUCUUCUGCCCUUUCAGCUGAUACUAGCUGCUUCAUUGUCUAAUUCCCCCUUCUUUUGCUCUCCCUGGCUGAACCAGUAAACAGAUGUGACUUGACAGCUGUUGGGAUGAUGGGAAGGCAUGGAAACUUAAUCCAAAAUUCAACCAUUGUGUGAGCUAUUCUGUUAUUAAAGCAAUCACAAAUCAACUCUUUGUGAUCCUGAGUGGUAGUAGUAUAGGAGGAAGAUCUUAAAAUCCAUUCCCUUUUCCACAGUUUAUAAUAUCACAAUUCUCUCAUGGCUCCCCUUUGUUUUAUCUAGACCUAAAUAUCUGACCCUUUCCUCAUAGAAGAGAUGUUCAUUUUCCUUAAAUAUUUAAUUAAACAGAAGAACUUUCUUGCGGCAGAUUCUGGGAUAUGUUCAUCUGGCAGAACUAUGUAAUAGGUCCCAUUAUCUUCAGAGCUACUAUGUGCAGAAAACCUAAGCAUGAUGGUACAGACCCUAGGUCACAUUCUUAAAUCAGUAUCUAAAAAUAAAUACAAAUAUUGUAUCAAUUCAUUGUUUAAUAUACCUUUGUAUUUCUUUGAUAAAUGCAUUUAAAGCCAGUGACAUGCUCCUCACAGAUGUAAAAUUUUCAAUGCAUAUGAGUGCCAUCUUGUAUGAAACAAAAAGCCUCUUUCAGAUUGAGUAGUGCACUCUUGGUGAGAGGAAAUGUUUUUAAACACAUUUAAAUUUUAAUGGGCAAAACAUUAGACCCUCUAAAAAUUACAUAACUAUUCUUCAGUCCAAUUGUAUGGUAAAAAUGAAAGAUUUUUUGCAUUUGUCAGUUUCAUAUUUAUUACUGCAAUAUAAUGUAUCCUUCUGGAGGGGAAACAGUUUUUUGCUUUUUGGCCUAUUUAUUAAAGGCACACAUAAAUAUAUUCCACAUUCCAGACUUUGUUCCAGUGCCAUUUUCUCUGUGUUGCAGCUGCUGUUUGACAUUAAUAUACAUAAUGUUACAGCUAUCUCUAAACAUUUCAGUUGAUUUUGAUAAUAGAAUGUGGAAUGAAUACUCAGUACUUAAAUUCUAAAGGAAUAUACUGUACAUAUGCACUGUUGCCUAAUUGUAUUAAAUAUAAAACUUCUUUUUGAGAUUUGCAGAUCUCCCUGCUAUCACCAGCAUUAACUUAUAGAAGUAUGAAGGAGUGUAACUUAUUCUUAAGCAUGAGGCCUUUUGCUCACAUGUAUGAGAUGACUGUAUCAAAUAACAGCACUUUAAAAGCCUGUCUCUUGAAGUUUACACAUUUUGUGUGUUUUGCCAAGAGGUUAAAUGGUGUAGUAAGUGCAUUAUGAUUUUAUUUAAUGCACACAGCAUUUUAAAAACUACUAGUUCAAUAUUUCAUUAUCUUCUGGUUGCAUUUACUACUUCAUGCUGGUAAAUUAUGUUCUGUUGAAUAUGCACCCUUAAGUUAAAAGUAAUUAUACCAGCAACAAAAUGUUGUUCUGCAUGCAUAUUCAACAUCAUGCUGACUUCUACUUUGUAUCUUUAAUAAACAUUGAUAUUUAAAUAUGUGCAUAGAUUGGAGAAACUAGUGCAAUA
Sceloporus undulatus (fence lizard) is the source of this 6762-nucleotide messenger RNA. It is a transcript of the gene YOD1, whose product is annotated as YOD1 deubiquitinase. Gene Ontology annotation, molecular function: cysteine-type deubiquitinase activity. Gene Ontology annotation, cellular component: nucleus; cytosol. Lineage: Eukaryota; Metazoa; Chordata; Lepidosauria; Squamata; Phrynosomatidae. The transcript is spliced from 2 exons. Gene Ontology annotation, biological process: endoplasmic reticulum unfolded protein response; protein deubiquitination. Bases 116 to 1030 code for a protein of 304 amino acids. The record is from RefSeq and is a predicted model, not a curated record.